AAGAAGAGGUGCGAAGAGAAUUUCUUCCCGUGGAGUGAUUCUAAUUUCACCACAAAAGGUUCUUAGUACACCCGUAUACGGGCCAUGGUAUAUGAGCUAACAAGUCGAACGAAAUGAUGGGAGCUAUGGAGAUGGACGGAAAGAGAACGAGGACUAAACCAGUGGCCCUGUUCAUGGCCUUCGGUACCCAAGGCGACGUCCACCCUAUCGCUGCCAUUGCUGCUGCAUUUGCUUGUGAUCAGGAGGAGUAUAGUGUGGUUCUAAUAACUCAUUCUGCUCACAAGAAUUUAAGUGUACAUUUGGCGACAAAAAACGUGGAAUGUCUUCCAGUUUCAACACCAGCUGUUGUUGCUCCUUAUGAAGAUGAUGGUCCUGAAGGAACCUUGCAGCCUAAGUUUUUGCUCCAGAAGCGUGAAAUUACAAGACAACAUAGACAAGAAUGCAUUCAUAAUGUGGAAAGGAUAUUUGGCGAUGGCCCGAGCUUGGAGGGUGAUUUGAUCGUGAUAAAUCUCUUUGCAUUGGAAGGUUGGAGCCUUGCAGAGCUUUUUUGUGUCCCUUGUAUUGUUGCUGCUCCUUACGUUGUCCCUUACAGUGCCCCUUCAUCGUUUGAGCGCUACUUCAGGAAAGAGCUUCCACUUUUAUAUGAAUAUCUUCAGGAAGCUCCGAUUAACAAGGUUGGAUGGAAAGAUGUUACCCACUGGAUGUGGCCACUUUUUACCGAGGAUUGGGGAUUGUGGAGAAGUGUUCAGUUGAAGCUAAGCCCCUAUCCUUUUACGGAUCCAGUUACAGGCCUUCCACUGUGGCAUGAUAGAUCUCCGUCUCCCCUGCUAUUGUAUGGAUUUAGCAAAGAAGUAGUUGAAUGCCCUGGAUAUUGGCCUUCAAAUGUUCGGGCUUGUGGCUUUUGGUUUCUUCCUUUUGAAUGGCAGUUCUCGUGCAACAAGUGUGGAGAAAUUUCAGCUUUGUUGUCUUCAGGCCAUUUAAGCCCGAAGGACAUGAUGUGCUCAGCUCAUGCAGAGUUGCAGUCUUUCCUGAAAACUCCUGCAUCGUUGCCACCUGUUUUUAUAGGUCUGAGCACUGUUGGAAGCAUGGGUUUUUUGAGAAACCCUCACGCAUUUCUUGGGGUUCUUCAAAAAGCUGUGGAUAUAACAAGUCACAGAUUCAUCCUAUUUUCUGCUGGCUUUGAUCCUUUAGAUGCUGCGAUCCAGAAGAUUGCUGCUGAUGCAUCAUCAGGCUCAGAACAAAAACAGUUCAGUGAGGACGGAACCCUUCUCUUUGGUGGGAGGCUUUUUUGCUUUUCUGGUUCUAUACCCUAUAAGUGGCUAUUUCCGAGAUGUGCUGCUGUAAUUCAUCACGGGGGCAGUGGAUCCACUGCUGCGGCACUUCAUGCAGGAAUUCCACAGGUAAUAUGUCCUUUUAUGCUGGAUCAGUUCUAUUGGGCUGAGAGGAUGUUUUGGCUUGGAAUUGCUCCAGAACCAUUGAAAAGAAACUACUUGCUUCCAGAUGAAAAUGAUGACGUAUGUGUGAUGGAAGCAGCGAAUAUGCUAGCGAGGGCCAUCAACUACGCAUUAGCUCCUGAAGUGAAAGCACGUGCAUCAGAGAUUUCUGAGUUACUCUCUCAUGAGGAUGGAGUGUGGGAAGCUUUAAAGAUCAUCAAGGAAGAAAUCAGUUGUUCAAACUCUAUGAGGCAUUAAGGUUAGGCUUUUCGGCUUAGCCCAUUAAUGGUAACUACUAACUUCUUAUGGAAGUACUGCAAAUUUUCAAUCCAACACUGGCUUAAUCUCUCGUUUUUUUCUCCUCCUAAAUCAAAUGUUUGAGUGUGCACUUGGGUGCACUAUUGCGGAUGUGGACUUGCUGCAUUAAUAGUAUUUCUUUAUGUUUUACAUGCCUUUCUCUCUCUUUUCGGACAUGAGCUAUGUUAGGUAAAUUUGGUUCUAAUUGCACUAGGGGAGGUUUCAUCUAGUAAAUAGUAUUCAGGCUUCUAAAAAUGGACUAACAAUCAUAAAUGGCAGUUGCUGCAAAAAGCAAUUUCCCUGGCUUGUCUAGGGGAGGUUUCAUCUAUUGUCUUCCUUCUCUCCAUUGUCUCCGGAAAUGUUCCAAUUUUCAUAGAUAAACGGUGUAUAUUUUUAUUUAUUUAUUAUUCAUUGUUAAGACAAAUUAAAAUAAUAUAAAAUUUUUAGGCCCCAUUCUCUUGAACUUAACUUAAAUAUGAAAAUUGUCCUUAUUUGAAUUUUUUUUGCAUUUGUUAGUUUUGCGCCAAACUUUUGUGGGUUAUUGAUUCGUCUCGACGAGAAGAAUCGGAAAAGAAAUUUUUUUUAAUUUUUACUCAAGUAUUUUGCUAAAAGGUGAUUAUUUCUCAAAAUACUUGGAUAAAAGUAAAAAAAAAAAUUAUUUCUUCAAUUCUUCUCGUCAAGAUGAGUUAAUAACGUAAAACUAACAAAUGCGAAAAAAAUUCAAAUAAGGACAAAGUUUCCAAAUUUAAGUUAAGUUCAAGAGAACGGAGCCUUAAAUAAAAGUCAAAUUUAAAUGUAAAAAACAUAUUAUAGUUGAAAAUAUUACUUGAGUAAACCAAAUUAAAAAUAAAUAAAUGACUUAAAUAAAUAAGAUAAUAGAAUUAAGGAAUUAAAAAAA
Rhododendron vialii is the source of this 2628-nucleotide messenger RNA. RefSeq names its product sterol 3-beta-glucosyltransferase UGT80A2. Lineage: Eukaryota; Viridiplantae; Streptophyta; Magnoliopsida; Ericales; Ericaceae. Gene Ontology annotation, molecular function: UDP-glycosyltransferase activity. The record is from RefSeq and is a predicted model, not a curated record. Bases 114 to 1691 code for a protein of 525 amino acids. The transcript has 15 exons.